UCUGCCUCUCCCAUUCAUUCGUACACAUAGGCUCACAUGCCUGCUCUCUCCCCUCUUCCUCUCAGAAUGACAAUUCUGUGUACAGCUUUUGGUAUGCUUUUCUAUUUACUUCAUGCCGUUUCUGGAGAAAGUGGCUAUGCGCAGAAUGGUUUGUUCCUCCCCAGGAGAUGAUGAAGAUGCAGAGCUAGAUGACUACGCGUUCUCGUGUUAUAGUCAAUUGGAGGUGGAUGGAUCCAAGCACUCGCUGACCUGUGCUUUUGAUGACCCAGAUGUCAACAGCACCAACCUGGAAUUUGAAAUUUGUGAGGCCCUUAUAGAGCAAAAAUGCCUGGAUUUGAAUAAAUUUCAAGAGAAGUAUUUCAUCAAGACAAAUAAAUUCCUGCUGAUUGGAUAUAGCAAAAUAUGUGUGAAACUUGGAGGAAAGAACAAAACAUGCAAGAAAAUGAGCAUAGUCAGGAUAGUGAAGCCUGAGGAUCCUUUUGAUGUAAGAGUCAUCUAUCGAGAGGGAGCAAAUGACUUUUUAUUGACAUUUAAUACAUCACACUUUCAAAAGAAGUAUGUAAGACAAAAACAUUUAGUGCAUGAUGUAGCCUAUCGCCAGGAAAAACAUGAAAAUGACUGGAAGCAUGUGAAUUUAACAGCUACAACGCUGACACUCCCGCAGAGAAAGCUACAACCUGAUGCAAUGUAUGAGGUUAAAGUCCGAUCCAUCCCUAAUGGAGACUAUUUUGAAGGCUCCUGGAGUGGAUGGAGCCCAAGUUACCACUUCAGAACUCCAGAGACCAGUGGCACAGGAGAGAUGGAUCCUAUUUUACUAAUUAUCAUCAUUCUAAGUUUCUUCUCUGUGGCUCUGUUGGUUAUCUUGGCCUGUGUGUUGUGGGAAAAAAGAAUUAAGCCUCUUGUGUGGCCCAGUCUCCCUGAUCAUAAGAAGACUCUGGAACAACUGUGUAAGACACCAAAAAAGAAUUUGAAUGUGAGUUUCAAUCCUGAAAGUUUCCUGGACUGCCAGAUUCAUAAAGUGGAUGACAUUCAAGCUAGAGAGGAAGCAGAGGACUUUCUGCAGGAUGCUUUUCUUGCACAACCAGAGGAGUCGGAGAAGCAGAGGCUUGUAGGGGGCAUGCAGGUCUCCAACUGGCCCUCCCAGCUUGCAGUCACUGCCCCAGAAAUAGUCACAGGAGAUUCACCCCUCAGAUGCCUGACUGGGAAUGUCAGUGUGUGUGACCUCCCUGUACUCCCCUGCUCCAGGUCCCCAGACUGCAGGGCGAGUGGUAAGAACAGGUACCAGGGCCUGCAGCUUAGCCCCGGAUCUACAAACAGCACCCUGGCCCCUCUAUUUCCUCUCCAAUCGGGAAUGCUGACAUUGAACCCUGCAGCCCAGGGACAGCCCAUCCUGACAUCCCUGGGAUCGAGUCAAGAAGAAGCGUACGUCACCAUGUCCAGAUUCUACCAAAACCAGUGAAUUGUGAGAAUCCCAGGACCGGGACCAUCAUGACCGACAAAGAUGAGCCCAGAGCUCCUAUACUCCCCACAACCCAAAGAUGACAAAAUUAACCCAGCACCUAUACAUCCAUAGUCCAAAGGAUUCUGAGACUUGGCCCUGACCACUCCCUGGCUCAGCAGCACCCCACAUGGGGCAGGAGCAUCCUGCCUCUAGGGUGUUGAUUUGGUCACAAUGUUUCAGGCAAACCAAACGAUUCAAUUAUUUAAGAGAGAAACAAAAACAGGAAAGAAUGAAAGAAAAGGUGGAGAAAAUGAUGGCAGAGUAAGGAAAGCAGGAAGGGAGAUAGGAACAAAAGGAGGAAGGGAGAAUAAGAAUGACUGUUACCAGUAUUGGGGUUUACAAAGUACAUGAUGUGAGUAAGGGCUCCCCACAUCUUGUCUCGCUCCAUUCUCACAGCAAUCCUAGGAGAUGGGGGCAAAUAUUAUUAAUAUUCCCUUUUCAAUGAUGAUGAAACUGAGGCUCUGUGGGGUUGAAUAGCUUGUUCAACUUGCCCAUUCAGUGAGAGGUGGAGCCAAGAUUGGAUGCCUAGGAGUCUGACUGCAGUCUCUCCCAAGCCAUGUGCCUUGUUUGUAACUAGGUGGCUAUAUUGUCCAAAGUUUUGAAAAUGAAAGGGGAGGCUAUAAAUGAUCAUUCCAGGACAACAAGCAUAAACCAGGACUGUCCCAGACAUGUGAGGACAUAUGGGUACCCAAACUAACCCAAUUGUGAGGAAGAAAGUGGGGAGAAGUGUUCUUGGAGGGUGUGAUGUGACAUGGCCAGCCAUGUCUACAGGCAGAGGGAAGCCAAGGAAAAGUCACAAAAUCCACUUCAUUUGGUUUUUCUGAAACAGUGCUUAAGGGAGAAUAAAUGAGAAGUCCAGAAUUUCUAUUGUCAGUUAUCAAGAAUAUAUGCCUCUUGCUGUCACCACCCACAUCUGCAUCCAUUGAUGGUCUCAGAAACAGCUGUUGCUGACCCUGGACACUGGUACCUUUGGGCAAUGAGCCAGGGAAUAACCCCUGCCAUGUGCUGAUGGAUGGCCCCCACCCAGAUUCAUCCACGCAUUAUCCCAAGUUCAUUAGCCUUCGAUGUUGCUGCAGAUUUCAAGGGGAAAAAGGACUUAUACACAUGCAGUUAGUGAAUGGACAGUGGCCUUGUUUUGGAAGAUACAGAGAAGAGACAUAUUACUAACAAUUGACAUUUGUCCACUUGCCUUUCUUUGGAUGAAUUUGUAAUGACCAUCUCAAACCAAAUCAAGGUGAGAAGCAAUUUCAGAUCAGGAAAGCACAGCUUUCCUCUGAGGACUUCAGACCUCAUUUACACAGAACCACCCAGGACAGAGGUGGCAGAAGGAAGCAAGGAAAGCUAUGAGUUUGAGAUUUUGUUGGCAUUUCUUAUUGUUCUUUAAGUUUUGAAUUGUUUCCUUUGUUCUGUUUUUAGUUAUUUUGAGGGGGCAUACGAGUUUUAUUGAAUUUCAUUUUAGUUUGUUGUUUCCAUGAUGAGGAUUUUAAAUCAUAGACUGAUGGACCUUUUGCUUUGGCUUUGAUGCUUGAUAAUAAUUAGACAAUCUUAUUCUUUGGUCGGGUAUCGUACUUCCCAAAGUACUUCCCUCUACAUUAGUGCUAAUUAAUACAGUACCAUAAUAGUUUAGAUUUGCAUAAUACUUUAGAUUUUCAAAGUACUUUCACAAGUGUGAUCUCCUUCAUUUACUUGACAAGCAUUUAUGGAAAGCCUGCUCUGUGGCAACCAAGGCACAGGGAAUCUAAAGACAAAUAAGUUUGGGACACUUCUCCCAUGAAAUGCAAAAUCUAAUCAAAGGGACGAACGUGAACAAAUGAUUCUAAAAACACAGAAUGCUAUGUUGGAGACAUGUUCAAAGUGCCCUGUUGGAGGACAGUCAGGAAAAGUGUCACAAAAGUGAUAUACUUGUACAUGGAAGGAAAGUUGAAUCUGCCUGGAGUGUAAGUAGCAGAAGAAAUUUCCGAUCAGUUGGGUGUUUUCUUUACAUUUUGCAGAAAUAGGAUCCAUGUCCAAAGAGGAGGUCACACAAAAACUCAUACUCAACCUGCAUCUCUUUUACUUUACUUGAACUUUAUAGAGGUCCUAUGAGGUAUUUGUUAUGAUCAUCUUUGACUGACAGGAAAAUUGGAACACAGCAAACACAGGUAAAUUCCUAAAUAUCAUAUGAGAAAUCGGGACUGGAAGCUUUAAGUCUGUAUCCCUGAUAUAAAUAGACAGUCUCUCAAAAUUUAGGAGAUAGGUCUAGGGCGACAUAAAGAUUACUAUGACCCUAAAAUCCUGUUUAGUGUUUCAAAGCAUAGGCUAUUAGGUAAAUUUAACAUGUAUGUGUCUGUCUGUUAUUGAAAGCAUUUAAAAUCCAUGUAUCAUACCCUUAUAAUCAUAACUGCUGCUAAUGCUUGAUUAUCUGCCCAGGGACAAUGUAUAAUGUAAGAUUAUGUCUAAUGUCUGCUGGUCAGAGACUAUGUAUAAAUCAGAGAUGUAAAAUGUAAGGUCUAGAUAGCAUGAAAUGAAAAGAAAACUGAGAAAUGAAUAACUAAUUUGGUCAGACAACCAUGCCUGGUUCUCAGGGACCUUGACAUAUUCUGACUGGUUUUCUACCAGCCUUUGCCUCCCUCUUCAUUCUGGUUUCCCUGGGAACCUGCAUCUAAAAAGCCACAUAUGGGGUCCUUUUAGAUGUGCAUACUCAUGUUUUCUUAGCUCUCCUGGACUGGCCUGGAAGAUGGUGAGAAUAUGUGACAGGGCAACUAGAAAUGAUACAUAUUAAAUGGCAUUUCUGCCAGCUCAGUUUUUCUUUGGGAUUAUUCCUAAAAUUAUCCAUCAUUCACUACAGUGAAGGUCUCUGAUGUGACUGUGUACUUUCUACAUGUAUUACAAACAUUUUGCAGAGCUGCUAAGUAUAUAAGUAUCCAAAGUGUGACCAUUUUGUAUUUAAUUAAUAAUAUAGAACUCUGUGACUGUGCUGGUCCUCUAUGACAACUACAAAGGGGUCACAUUUUUCUCAGCCACUGGCAUCCCUUGCUGUCUUUUUAUGGGUUUGGGUUUUCAGAGGAGCUUUUAUAUUGGGGACCAACUAUGUGCUGCUCUGUAAGGAGCUGGGCACUGGGACCUUAGAGAUGAAGCAGCCUGCUCCCAGCUCCCAAUCACAUGGGGACAAAGACAAGUAGGAACAGUUACAAUGUGAUACCACUGCUUUAGGGCAGAGUAUCAGCAGGAUCCUUAGCUUUAGCAAUUAGAAACCCAUUUUGGCUAAUGUGAGCAGAAAAUGAACCUAUAAAGGCUAUUAUUAGAGGAUUCACAGAAUACCAGGGAGAGUCAAAGAACCAGUCGCUCCAGAAACUGGAAACAGCAGCUUUCAGGGCAGCCACCAGUCCACAGAAAGUAGCCCCAGCAGUGACCAGCUUCUUCACAUCACUGACUCCUGGUUCAGUCAGGGCUGGCAUCUGGGAUGGAUGGUGCCUACAAUGAGAGCAUGCGUGGACCCUAGCAACAGGUAGCCAGGAAGGCAAUAGCUGGUGUUUUCAUCCUCUGUAGUAGGGGCUCCCCAAAUAUAGUAAGGAGGUUCAGCUGCUGGUGGGAACAAAAGAAUGACUGAAAAAGGUAAAGGAUACAAAAAAAAGACAGCACCAAAAAUAGAUAAAAGGAAGGAGGUCACCCUUGAUAAGGUUUUGCAGGAUAAGUAAGAGUGUGCUGGACAAAGAAGCCUGGAGCACAGGGUGGAUAUUUCCUGACAGAAGAAAGAGCACAUUCGAAGUCAUAGGGGAAUGAGAGAAUACGGAACAUUUGAGAACUAGCAAAUACAAAAUAGGCGGUGCCUUCUUGUCUGUCUCAUUUGGGAAUAGCAGUUGGUUUGUGGUUAUUCCAUAAAGUCAGUUAAGGGCACUUCAAUAAAAGCAUUAAACAUUUUGUUUUAAUUUAAAA
Molecule: messenger RNA, 5416 nt
Organism: Choloepus didactylus (southern two-toed sloth)
Lineage: Eukaryota; Metazoa; Chordata; Mammalia; Pilosa; Megalonychidae
Gene: IL7R
Product: interleukin 7 receptor
Exons: 8
Coding region: 113-1459 (448 amino acids)
Biological process (GO): positive regulation of receptor signaling pathway via JAK-STAT; hemopoiesis; cytokine-mediated signaling pathway
Cellular component (GO): membrane; external side of plasma membrane
Molecular function (GO): cytokine receptor activity; protein binding
Source: RefSeq, a predicted model, not a curated record